Acytostelium subglobosum LB1 is the source of this 3627-nucleotide messenger RNA. RefSeq lists its product as hypothetical. Bases 1 to 3627 code for a protein of 1208 amino acids. Gene Ontology annotation, biological process: sexual reproduction. The transcript is spliced from 6 exons. Lineage: Eukaryota; Evosea; Eumycetozoa; Acytosteliales; Acytosteliaceae. The record is from RefSeq and is a predicted model, not a curated record.
AUGGCAGUGAACACAUCACUAAAGUUAACAUUCUCGGAUAAUGUACAGACAGUAGGUGCAUCACAAUUCCAACUAUCAUCGCCCACCUCCUUUUCAAUCAAGUAUCCAAUACUCUACAAAUAUGGCAAACAGAUAUCCACUGCCACUGUGUCCAACCCAUCCAACACCUCGGACUCUAAUACCAUAAAUCUCAACCUUGAAUGCACAAAUGUGACAGUACUCAAGACUGAACGUAGGAUGAACUUUUGUUAUAAUUUAUUGGUGCCGCCUACUCUCUCGUCAUCAGUGUUCUCGACAUCGUAUUAUACACUCACUUUGUCGAUGACCGAUUCCAAGUCAUGUACAUUCAAUCAACCAAUUAUAAUGAAUGUUACAUCCAAUUCAUUACCAGUGAUCACUUGGGAUGUACCAUCGGCAAUGCAACCUGAGCCCAACAUGGACCAGAUUCAGUUCAGGAUGCGUAAGGCAUUGACUUCAAAUGCCAUCAGGGCGCAGAGUCACUUCCAAGGACACCGAGUUGGCCUUUACUACGAUAUGUACAAUCCCAGCUCAUUGUUCUACACACCCAGCAACGCACUGAUCUUCCCAGUGAGUGGAAACAAACACAAUGCUACCUACUACCAACAACACCAGCCAUACUAUGGAGUUGAUCAAGAGUCAGUCCCAUUCAUCUUGAACACCUAUCUUGUCACCUACAUUGAGCAAAUGUUCAAUCUAUCAUAUCAACAGUACUUGGUUUCUGGAUCAAUCGAUGGUAAUGAGGUGGUACUCAAGAAUUCUAGUAUUGCCAGUGGAACAAUAACAUGUACUUGUUUAGAUUUCAUGAAGAAUAAGAUCCAGAUCGCACCCAAGACAUCUAAUUUCAUGAUACGCACUGAUGUGUCCUUCCCCAUUGGUGCCAUCAAUGGUAACUUCCAAAAGUACACAUUCAACCUGCCACUUCGAAUGUCCGACUGCUCCAACACUCCAAUGCAGACCGAGCUAUACUCCUACACAAUCAUCUACGAUGAUACCAUCUUGUCCAAUGGAGCACUCUCACCAUACCCAGCUGUAUCAUGUACGGACAAUGUUACACCUUCAAUCUUCAAGAUCAAUAUGAUACCAUUGACACAAGAAUCAUUCAUUCUUCAAAUCACUGCAAUGGAUACAACUAGUGGAGUAUACAGGAUAUACUCAUCCAAUCUGGCAAUGCUUAUGAAUGAGUCACAUUUGGUAUCUGGAGAUGUGAACAAUGGAGUGUACGAGAUGGAGGUGGCCAUACCCUAUGACUCAUUAGCCAGGAUCGACUUCAACAUUGAGGAUCGAGCAAACAACAACUUCUUGGUCAACUCAUAUGUGUCGUUGCCUGGAGGUGGACUGUCGCCAGGCAUGCCAUUCCAGGCCAACUGGUGUAUUGAAACAAUCACUCAGUUCUACUUUGUCAAGAACAAUCAAGAUGUGACCAACCUGGACGUGGACAACACACUAUUCUUCAACUCAUCCAAUGCCAACCCAGUGCUCCAACCGGUGUUUGAGACAUACCUGCCCAACUAUCUCAAUGUCAAACGAUUCAUCGGUCGCUGGAACCCAGCCAUGAUGAUGUAUCAAGUCGACUUCACUCUAUAUCGCAAUCAGUUUGAGGGCAAGGUAUUGUACAACAUCAAGGGAUAUCCAUCAAUCACUUCAUCCAUGUUUGAGGCUGCGAUGGGCAGCAACGCCACACUCACUGUUCGUUGCCAGAACGCAGAUGCCAAGCCACCUGUCAUCACCAAGGUUGUGGCCAUACCAAGUAACAAGAUAAAUUACCAAGGGGCAGGAAUAGCAAUGUUUGGUUGGGACGUGACCAUCCAAGAUGAUCUCAAUGGUUUGGCCUCGGCAACAUUCAAGGUCACGAGCAGUCUUGACCCAUUACCCUACGUGAUCAACUUUGUUCCAAACAACACCGUGUCGGGUGACAGCAAGUUGGGCACGUAUCAGAUCAGACUGCCACUCACACCUGGAAUGGUCAAUCAAUCUUUCACAUUCAAAGAUGCCAUUACAUUGGUUGAUCAGGUUGGAAACACUGCCGAAUCACUCUACCAGAGCUCCACCACAUUCUUUGAUCCACUGGAGCAGAUCCUUUACACCCAGCAAGAGACCCAACUUGUUAUUGAUGUUAUGACGCCAAACCCAGUGGACACCUCGGGCCCUGUGAUUAGUAAUGCAAUAGUGUCAGUCUCGCUAUUGGAUGUCGGAAGUACCAAUCGCACAAUCACAGUCGACUUGGACGCCGCCACUGUUACCUCUGGAAUGUCCACUCGCAACCCUCCACUCAUAGUGAUCAACUCAUUCAACUUUGAUUACAUCUCUGCACCAAUGACUCAAACAACUACCAUGGCCAAGGGCGCACACUACAAGGGAAGCAUCACGGUACCCUAUGGAUAUGGCAGUGCAGGCUACCCUUUGAUCUUGUCCGUCUAUGGAGUGAUGAGCAAUCACAAGCAAGUCAGCUCACUGCCCAACCUGGCCACGAUCAGACGUACAUUUAGCAUGGACAUUCCAAUAAUUGAAUCUGCCUCAUCAUAUCUUCGUACUGAUACACUCAUCACGCUACGUGGACAUGGCUUUGGAAACAACUCUGUUAAUGUACAGCCAAGAGUCACUGUGCCCAAGACUACACCAGAGACCUUAAUAUUGACACCACCUAUUAUGUGCUCGUAUACAGUGAUGGUGGUUGAUGUCAAAUAUAUGAACUACCCAUAUAUGGACAUCAUUGUCAAUGUUGGACAAAAACAAUCAAACCUCUUAAGGAUAUACCCUACCGAUCCUGCGCCACCCACGACUCCGGUGCCCACCAACCCGGCAUCCAAGUGCCCUGGCAAUCCACCCUGCUCCAAUCAUGGAACAUGUCUACCAAGCUUCAACUGCCAGUGUGAUCAAGGUUGGGAGGGUCCUUUCUGUGACCUAGAGUACACACCAGUCAUACCGACGAUUGAUCCAAAAACUCCAACUACCAACAUUAUUGACGCCAACCUAUCAAUCAGUUCGUUUGUAUCCAUUGUAUCACUGAGGGAGUUGGAUAAUUCAGACAACCCUGUCAAUGAAUAUCACUUGUCUGGCUGGACCAUCAACAAUCGAACAUCAACAAACAGGACACUCUUGGACUUUACUUGCUCAGUGUCGCCCAAUCGCUCAACACUGAUCACAGUCACUUUGGAAUACUUCAAGACGGCCCAGAAUAUUACAUUUGCGGGUCAUGAUCUCCUCAUGAUCCCAGGCUCAAUCAAGACAUUGUAUGGCAGGUUCAUCAACUUUGGCGUCAUAGACUAUCGAGUGGCAACCAUUACCAACACAGUCCUAAAGGCCGAUGCCAACGCUACCUCUGUCAAGACAAGCACCACCUCUGCUUUGGUAGGCAUCAACAUACCACACUACACUGAUUUUGUUCAGUUGGAUCCGGAUUUCAGUGUACUGGUCAAUCAAUCUCCUGGAGAAUGUGGAAAGAGCGAUACAAAUGGUUUGUCGCGACCUGCACUUGCUGGUAUAAUUGUAGGUGCUACCCUUGGUGCUGUCAUCCUGGCAUUGGUCAUCACCUAUGUCCUGGUCAAGAGGAAAGUGAUGGUUGUAGUUGGCAAGAGAAUUAGAAUGAACAAAUUCUCAUCUGAAUAA